GUCUCCGAGAGCGCUUCUUCUAAGGAGCUGAUCUUGGCAGAGGCACUUGUAACUCUCGUAACUCCUUCGGUAGCGAGGUCAGGCCAGGCGUUUGUCGUCAAUCUUCAGGAGAUAAGGACUCGGUACCGAAUGAAGCACAUAAAGAUCUGUCCGAGAACACGAAUGCGUGCGCAGCAGCGUGGACCCGAGUAGGCGGAACGCUCGAGCGAGAGGAGCUUACUGCGGCGGUGCCAGCAGCUCCGAUCAUGCGUGGAGCGACGGCACCGGCGCGGUGCGCACGAGUCUAGAGGCCUGGUUUUGAGGCGAUCCUGACGCGGCGGGGCCUGUGCGCCGCUGUGGCGCACGCUAGCUGCAGCCGUCAUGGGGAAACUGAACGUGGUGAUGCUUCGGUACCUUUCCAGGGAGCACUUCAGGGUCCUGACAGCGGUGGAAAUGGGCAUGAAGAACUAUGAAAUAGUCCCAGCUAGCUUAAUUGCUUCCAUUGCCAGCCUUAAACAUGGUGGCUGUAAUAAGGUUUUGAGAGAGUUGGUGAAGCAUAAGCUUCUAGCUUAUGAACGAACUAAAACUGUCCAGGGUUAUCGGUUAACUACAGCAGGAUAUGAUUUCCUUGCUUUGAAAACUCUGUCUUCCCGACACGUAAUAAAUUCUGUUGGAAACCAGAUGGGUGUUGGCAAAGAAUCAGAUAUUUAUAUUGUGGCAAAUGAAGAGGAAAAACAGUUUGCUUUGAAAUUACAUAGGCUUGGAAGAACUUCCUUUCGCAGUCUGAAAAAUAAACGUGACUAUCACAAGCACAGACGUAAAAUGUCAUGGCUAUAUUUAUCGCGGCUGGCAGCAAUGAAAGAAUUUGCCUAUAUGAAGGCUUUGCAUGAUAGAAGCUUUCCUGUUCCAAAACCUGUAGACUACAACAGGCAUGCAGUUGUUAUGGAUCUUAUUGAUGGCUACCCCUUGUGCCAGGUGCACCACAUGGAAGAUCCUGCCGCUGUCUACAGUGACUUAAUGGAUCUGAUCGUGAAACUUGCCAAUCAUGGUUUGAUUCAUGGUGAUUUCAAUGAAUUUAAUCUCAUAUUGGAUAAUGAUGACCAUGUCACUAUGAUUGAUUUCCCUCAGAUGAUAUCAACGUCACAUACAAAUGCUGAAUGGUAUUUUGACAGAGAUGUUAACUGCAUUAAGGAGUUCUUUAAGAAACGCUUCAACUACGAAAGUGAACUCUUCCCAACAUUUAAAGACAUCAGGAAGGAGUGUUCUCUUGAUAAAGAGAUUGCUGCCAGUGGCUAUACAAAAGAAAUGCAGGAAGAUGAUGAACUGCUUUACCCAGCAGGUUCUGAUGUGGAUGAUAAUACAACAGAGGUAUCAGAAUUUGUAGAAGAUGCUGAGAGUAAACUCAACGUACUCAGCAAAGAUGAAGAAAAUAAUGCAGGCUUUGUACAUGAAGUGGAUGAUUUCUCUGAAAGCAGAACCUCUAACAACUUUAUGUACAGCAAUGAAGAAUUUGAUACAACUGAAAGUAGUGAAAAUACACAGAGGCUGAAUAUGUCAAAGUUAAGUUCAGCCUUAGAAAAAUUGGAAGGGCAAGUUAGGCUUUGCAAGUCCAGUGAAGAUGCAGAGAGUUCUGCAGUUGUCUUUUUUAAAGGCAAAACCACAACUGAAGAUGAUGCUGAAGCUGGAAAUCAGACAGGUCAAGGAGAAUUUUGUAACGAUAUGGAAAAUGAAAACAAAUGCCCUGAUCUGGUUAACUUUUCAACUUUAAAUGAGGAAUUAAGACAUCACAGAAAGGAAGAGAAUGUCAUUCCUGAGUGCAGAACAAGGACUGAAAGUAUCACAUCAGUCAGAAGUGCUGGGAGCUGUUCCACCAUUCCACCUAGAUUCUGCAUUGUGUGUAUCAGAAAAAUUUCAGCAGAAUUCGUCUUUUUCUUCAACCCCAGGCUAUAAACUAGUCAGUGUGGCUACCUCUGUUACAUUUUUAAAAGUGCAUUUUAAAGGAAAGAAAGUCCAAUAUUUUUUGUCAAUUAUAAAGGAUUCUUGCACAAAUCAUGAAAAAACUUCUUUCAACUGACAGCUGAUCCAUGAGGUAUUUUUUUAAUUAGAUUGGACUACAUACUUGCCAUUGUAACUAUGGAUAUAUGUUCAGUCUUGUUUUCAUUUGCACGGCUUAAUUUUUAUUGUGGAUAGCUAUUAUCGUAAUAACAGAGAGCAGAACUCAGAAUGAAAACAUAGUAACAGAAUAAUUUUCAUAAAGCUACUACAGUUUUAUGGAAAUAUUGGUCACUAUUGCUCUUUCAGUUUUUUCCUGCAGAGACACAAUGCAGUUCGAACUUUCUGAAUCUUAACAGGGGAGUGCUUCAAACAGGGCAAAACUGGAGGAGGAACUAUAAAUCACUCCUGACCAUCUGUCUUUUUUAGCCACUUAUGAUAAAGAGUUGUUUUCCAUUAGAAUCAUACUCUUAUCUAUGUAAUGCAAAAAAGCCAAGGUGCUAAAAAAAUGCAGAAACCAAAGAGUUGCUGCAGAACGUGAAAUGUUCUGUUGGUUUUGAGGUUUUCUUGUUGUUUUUUGGGUUUUUUUUUUAACUUACAAGACCUUUGUCUAUGUCUGCAAGCACAAUCAGCUUUUACAUUCACACCAAGAGGUGCUGGUCCCUUACAAUCCCCAUAAAAAUGACACAAACAUGAUUUAAAAUGCUGUUUAUUAGAGCUAAAACCAUCAGAAGAGAAGAACAUAGAUAAUCCUAUGCGCCUUUAGAUGCUGGGAGCCCUUAGAACUCCAGCACACAUGCAACAUGCAAUGCAGACCUUGUCCAUAUGAGAGAAUCCUUUUUCAGUCAGUCUAUUUUAUUACUUUCUUACAAGGAAACAAGUGUUCGUGAUUUUUACAGUAAAGUUGAAAUGAUGUUCAUAUGAGAACUUCUUCCUGCACAGGGCCACACAGGAGGCCUAAUGGCCAGUACUGAGAGAGAGCUGGCUCAGUUAAUCCUACUGCCAACAGAUAAGCAACACAGCAGAGGCCUGAAGACAACCCUGUAUGUGCAGUGUAGUGCAACACAGUGCAGACUUGGGCUUAUGUUGAUUGUUGUGUAGAUCACUAACUUCUUGAUAUACAGAGAUCUCCCAUUUAGGAUCAUACAUGGUUAUUAGGUAUUGAAAAUGCACUGUUGUGCUGUGUCUUAGUGCUAUUAAAUGAUCUUCAGCAAGUUCUGUUACUGAAUUUUUUGUUUGU
This is a messenger RNA of Colius striatus (speckled mousebird), 3211 nucleotides long. It is a transcript of the gene RIOK2, whose product is annotated as RIO kinase 2. The transcript has 10 exons. NCBI's taxonomy places the organism in Eukaryota, Metazoa, Chordata, Aves, Coliiformes, Coliidae. Gene Ontology annotation, biological process: protein phosphorylation; maturation of SSU-rRNA. Gene Ontology annotation, molecular function: ATP binding; protein serine/threonine kinase activity. The record is from RefSeq and is a predicted model, not a curated record. The coding region runs from base 361 to 1929 and encodes 522 amino acids. Gene Ontology annotation, cellular component: cytosol; nucleus; preribosome, small subunit precursor.